Polistes dominula (European paper wasp) is the source of this 1835-nucleotide messenger RNA. RefSeq lists its product as uncharacterized. Lineage: Eukaryota; Metazoa; Arthropoda; Insecta; Hymenoptera; Vespidae. The record is from RefSeq and is a predicted model, not a curated record.
UGAUUGUAAUCAAACACUAAUCAUAUCACUAAGGAUUUCGGAUCAUUGUCCUAUUAUAAAUUGUUUUUUUUUUCUUCUAUUUUAUCACUUUUUUAUAUACAUACAAGGAAAUAUCAUUUUUGUAGAAUAAAUAAAGAAGUAGAGAUAAAUUCGAAAUAUACGCCAUCACAUGUUAUCACCAGAAAACUAUUAACAGUUUAAAGGAAUAAAUUGGGCCAAAACACCAUCUAUGAUCAGCUGUAAUCAGGGAUUUUGACAUAUGUAGGAAAUUAGUAGAAAAACAAUUCUUUCUUCAAUAAUAUAUAAAUAAGAGAUUUUAAGGUUAAUUCGAAAGUGUAACACUGUGAUAAUACUUGGUAAAUAAUUAUUUGCAAUAAAUUGAUAAUUAAGGAAGAAAUUUAAAUGUUAAGCAGUUAUGGCAACGCCCGUCACUGAUAAGAAACCGCGAGUGAUCGUUUUAGGAGGAUGCGGUUUUAUUGGGCGUAAUCUCGUGGAAUAUCUACUGGAUAAUGAUUUGGUAUCAUACCUUCGUGUUGUAGAUAAAGUGCCUCCGCAAACUGCAUGGUUAAAUUCAAAACAUGGAAAAUUAUUUGAAAAUCCUCUGCUAGAAUUUAAAAGCGCUAAUUUAAUAAAUACAGCAUCGUGUCAGAAUGCAUUUGCUUCUGAUAAACCCAUCGAUUAUGUUUUUAAUUGUGCCGGAGAAACUAAAUGCGGUCAAACAGAUCCAGUUUACAAAGAAGGAAUUUAUAAAUUAAGUAUUAAUUGUGCUCAACAAGCUGCCAAAAUUAAAGCCAAUCAUUUCGUUGAAAUAUCAUCGGGCAAUUUAAGUUCUUCUGAAAAAGUACCUUGCGUGGAAGAAGAAAGCGGAGAACCAUGGACAUUUGUCGCUAAAUAUAAAUUACAAGUGGAAAACGAUCUGAAAAAUAUACCAGAUUUAAAAUAUACUAUUCUAAGACCGGCAAUAGUUUAUGGACUUGGUGAUAGAAAUGGCUUAGCACCAAGAUUAGUAGUUGGAGCGGUUUAUAAACAUCUAGGAGAAAUGAUGAAAUUACUUUGGGGACCAGAUCUUCGCAUGAAUACAGUUCAUGUAAGAGACAUGGCUCGAGCUAUUUGGCACGUGGCGAACAGAUCUGAUACAAUAGGACAAAUAUAUAACGUAGUUGAUGAAGGAAAUUCUACUCAAGGAUCAAUAAGUGCUAUCGUUUCCGAAUUAUUUAACAUCAACCAUGAUUAUUGGGGUACUACAUUAUCUACUCUGGCUAAAACCGAUAUGAGUUCUGUCGUUGAAGAGGUUAAUGACAAACAUAUGGGUCCUUGGGCCGAUGCUUGUAACAAAGAUGGAGUAGAAAAUAGUCCUCUUUCGCCGUACAUAGAUCAAGAAUUGCUUUAUAACAAGCAUUUAUAUUUAAAACCUGGAAAAUUAUCUAAUAAUACAGGUUUUACUUAUAUACAUCCUAAACUCACAAAAGAAUUACUCAAAGAGGUUCUCGAUGAUUACGUGACCAUGAAAAUAUUUCCACAUUCCUUAGUACUUUAACUCUUAUCGAUAAGAAUUUUUUAUACAGAAUACUUUGGAUGCUUAUAAUAAUUUACACAUAUUAUUAUACAUAGAAACGUUUCACCUUGUGCCUAGUGAUCUACGCAAGUACGAAAGUUACAUAUACUUUAGUAAUAUACUGAAUUCUUAUAUAACCACAUUUUACAAAUUUAAUAAUACGAUUAGGUGAGUUGUUUAUAGCAUUCUUUCCAGAUAAAAAGAAACAUCAUGAUUCCAUAGAUGGGCUUAUUUGCCAAUGUGAUAAAGUAGAGAUUAAUGUACUUAAUUUUAUUGUUAU